Molecule: messenger RNA, 486 nt
Organism: Bipolaris zeicola 26-R-13
Lineage: Eukaryota; Fungi; Ascomycota; Dothideomycetes; Pleosporales; Pleosporaceae
Exons: 2
Coding region: 1-486 (161 amino acids)
Biological process (GO): mitochondrial translation
Cellular component (GO): mitochondrial large ribosomal subunit
Molecular function (GO): structural constituent of ribosome
Source: RefSeq, a predicted model, not a curated record
AUGGCGUCUCCGGUCCCCUCAAUGAGCGCAUUACGUGCGCUACGUCAAUCAAUUCAGCCCCAAAUACAACAGAAAAAUCAAGUGCGACACGCGACACUGCUCCGCCGACCGAAGCGACCUUAUACCUUCACACAACUCAUAACCCUCUCGGACGGAAGCGCCUUCACUGUACGAACAACGAACCCCCAGCCCGUGUACAAGAGCGCAAAAGAUAUCCGCAACUCGCCGCUAUGGAAUCCCAGUUCGCAGAAGCUAUUAAAUGUGGAAGAGGACGAGGCCGGAAAAUUGGCUGCUUUCAGAGCCAAAUUCGGGCGAGGAUGGGAUGCCGAGACCGACGCCGACAAGGGCAAGCAAACGGAAGAUCAUCUUUUGGAUCUCAUCAGCCGCCAGGGCAAGAAGACAGCAGCGCCACCGACAGAUGCUACCAAGGCCCCGCCUGCGAAAGCGCCGGCGUCAACCCCAGCAAAACCAGCGGGAAAGAAAUGA